Molecule: messenger RNA, 495 nt
Organism: Coffea eugenioides
Lineage: Eukaryota; Viridiplantae; Streptophyta; Magnoliopsida; Gentianales; Rubiaceae
Exons: 1
Coding region: 1-495 (164 amino acids)
Molecular function (GO): RNA-DNA hybrid ribonuclease activity; nucleic acid binding
Source: RefSeq, a predicted model, not a curated record
AUGCCUCCGGCCCGGCAAUACAAGCUAAACACGGAUGCGAGUGUGGUCAACGGGAAGGCUAAUGGAGGAGGAGUGUUACGGGACUCACAUGGUAGAGUUAUCUUUGCAUUCUAUAAGGAGUUUGGGGACAAAGGAGUGCUGCAUGCUGAGGCUUUGGCCGUAUUAGAGGGGCUGUUAAUGUGUGCGAUCAGGGGAUUACGAGGGGUUCUAGUGGAGGUGGACUCGGCGGUGCUUGUGUCCUUAGUUAAAUCAUCGGUACUGGGAGGUUGGUUAUAUUGCAGUGUGCUACGGCGGAUUCGCCGCCUGUUGGAUCAGGUUGCUGUGUCGUUUAGGCACAUAUUCCGGGAAGCAAAUGGGGUUGCAGAUAGGUUAGCUGCUUUGCAAGGUUGUCCGAGUAAGGUUUUUGAUUCACCGCAGCUCCUACCAAGAGAGGUUCGGGGGUGCAUUGCUAUGGACGUCGCUCAAGUCCCGUCUUUUAGAUUAGUGCUUGAAUAG